AAAAAAAAAAAAACCUUAAGAGCCUGAUUUGAAGCCCGAACGUGAAGAAGGGAAGGGAGGACUUUCAUGGACUAGCUUCAUUGACUCGAGAGAGGAGACGUCAACGAAAAGAUCUAUUGCAGACCUCAUCAUAUGAACAGCAAGAACUCAUCCCUAGUGUAGGUUUCCAAGUUCCAACCAUGGCUGGCGUCUCAGAGACUAACAGAAUCAUUACUAUAACCAACUCUUCCUUCAACCUCAUCCUCCUUCUUAUGUUUCUUUGCUUCCUCUGUUCUCCCAUCUCUGAAGCAGCAGAAGCCCCCAUUUUCCUUCGGCAAAACUGCACAGGCACCGAAACCUUCGCUCAAAACAGUACCUUCCACUUCAACCUCAGAACCCUCCUCGAUUCCUUAGCUUCCCACGCCACUGGCCACAUCCAAUUCUUCAACAACACCGUUACCACCGCCGCUGUCAGAAACCACUCCGACACCGUCUAUGGCCUCUUCAUGUGCCGUGGUGACGUCCCCCAGGACCUCUGUGAAGAAUGCGUUUUUAACGCUACUCACAGAUUCGGAGCCUCCUCUGGCACGUGUCCGUUUUCCAAAGGGGCUAUACUCUGGUACGAUGAGUGCAUGGUUCGGUAUUCCAACCAGUAUUUCUUCUCAAAGAUGGAGACAAGGCCGAGAAUGCGCCUCAGGAACAUCGGCAAUGUCACCGACAAUGUUAAAGAAAGGUACAUGCGUUUAAUGUAUACAACCUUAAACGAAACGGCAGACAAGGCAGCGAAAGCUCCGAUAGGGGUUGAGAAAUAUGCGACGAAGACAUCCAAUCUUUCUGCAUUUCAGACGCUGUACUGUCUGACACAGUGCACGCCGGACCUGUCUCCCCAAGAUUGCAGAAAGUGUUUGAGUCUUGUGAUUGAGGAUGUUGCGUGGUGCUGCACUUACAGGAUCGGAGGAAGAGUUCUUUAUCCAAGUUGCAACUUCAGGUAUGAAUUGUACCCUUUCUAUAGACAACAGGCUUCAGUGGCUCCGACUCUCGCACCACCAGCACUUGUGAAUUCUACACCUUCGUCGGAAGACAAAGGUAAAAGUGGGAAAUCUUCUGGGACAGUUGUUGCAACUGUGGUUUCAAUUACAGUGGCUGUGCUGCUGUUUAUAGUGGGAGUUUGUUUCUUGAGCAAAAGAACAAGGAAAGAGUAUGACACUGUGGCAGAUGGAAAUUCUGCAAAUGACAUCGCUACUUUGGACUCACUGCAAUAUGAUUUCAGUACUAUUGAAGCCGCCACAAACAAGUUCUCUGCAGAUAACAAGCUUGGUGAAGGUGGAUUUGGAGAGGUUUACAGGGGUAUGCUUCCAAAUGGACAAGAAAUCGCUGUUAAGAGGCUCUCCCAAGGCUCUGGACAAGGUGGAGAAGAAUUUAAGAAUGAAGCAAUGGUGGUUGCCAAGCUUCAACACAGAAAUUUAGUGAGGUUUCUGGGAUUCAGCUUGCAAGGACAAGAGAAGAUACUCAUUUAUGAGUAUAUGCAAAACAAAAGUCUUGAUUACAUUAUUUUUGAUCAUGAGAAGCAAAGACAAUUGAAUUGGAGACAACGUUAUGAGAUUAUCAAAGGGAUUGUUCGAGGCAUUCAAUAUCUUCAUGAAGAUUCAAAAUUUAAAAUCAUACACCGUGAUCUUAAAGCCAACAAUAUAUUGUUAGAUAGUGAUAUGAACCCAAAAAUAUCAGAUUUUGGUAUAGCAAGAAUUUUUAGUAUUGAUCAGACUCAAGGAAAUACUAGUCGAAUUAUUGGCACAUAUGGUUAUGUAUCACCAGAAUAUGCUAUGCAUGGAAAAUUCUCUGUUAAAUCCGAUGUAUACAGCUUUGGUGUCCUCCUCAUGGAAAUUAUUAGUGGAAAGAAGAAUAGCUCUUUCCAUCAAACAGACGGUGCUGUGGACCUUUUGAGCCACGCUUGGAAACUUUGGAAGGAUGAAACACCCUUGGAAUUGCUGGACCCCACAUUGAUAGAAUCUUACACUCCAAAUGAAGUUAUCAGAUGCAUCCACAUUGGUCUAUUGUGCGUUCAAGAAGAUCCAACAGAUAGACCUACAAUGGCAUCUAUAGCUCUGAUGCUUGAUAGUUACUCUGUGACUCUGCCAACCCCCUUGCAGCCUGAAUUUUUUGUCCCCAGUUAUAAUUGAUAUCUAUAUAUAUGGUUAGUUAGUUGUUUUCUAUUAAAAAAAACCAUUUAUCCACCUGUCAUCUGGAUUGUCACUGUGAUCUCUUGUUUGUUGCUAAAAAUAGAGUGCAGCAGAAGUUGAUGUUGGACUCACAAGUGGUAAGAAUGUGAGAUUACCAUGGCAGCUGCAUGAGACAUCUAUGUCUAGAAGUUUGAAUUUUUAGUUUGUAGUUAUUUCUUUGUAUUGAAUUCCUUAGGUUUUGGUUUUUGACUUUUUUCUUGUUUGUUGAGCAUAAGCACUGACCACUGUAUAUUUGAACACGAGUAAUCUUACGCAAGUGAGAAAAAGCAACCUAUGUGAGAUAAUUUCAUUUGAAUAAUCAAUAGUGUUAUUUAUUUA
This is a messenger RNA of Prosopis cineraria, 2534 nucleotides long. RefSeq names its product cysteine-rich receptor-like protein kinase 10. The coding region runs from base 180 to 2156 and encodes 658 amino acids. The transcript has 7 exons. NCBI's taxonomy places the organism in Eukaryota, Viridiplantae, Streptophyta, Magnoliopsida, Fabales, Fabaceae. Gene Ontology annotation, biological process: protein phosphorylation. The record is from RefSeq and is a predicted model, not a curated record. Gene Ontology annotation, molecular function: ATP binding; protein kinase activity.